Messenger RNA from Kwoniella botswanensis, 678 nucleotides. RefSeq lists its product as uncharacterized. The record is from RefSeq and is a predicted model, not a curated record. The coding region runs from base 1 to 678 and encodes 225 amino acids. The transcript has 3 exons. Lineage: Eukaryota; Fungi; Basidiomycota; Tremellomycetes; Tremellales; Cryptococcaceae.
AUGGCAAUAGUAGAAGAGAUCCCCUCAUCCCCUGAUCCUAUAUCAAACCAAUCAUCUUCAACCCGUCAACGUAAAAACAAAUCCAAAAGUAAAACCAACAAAGAAGUUCCCUCUUUGGCUAUACCACUUCGUACACCCUCUUCAUCAAGUUCAUCGACCAGCACCAAACCUCUAAUCGGUGUAGAUCUACCUGAAAAUUCAAGUAUAUAUACCCUAAAUCCAGGUGAAACUAUCUCAACAGAUCAUCUAUCCAAUAACACCACCGAAGAACAAGAAGAAGAGGAGGAGGAAGGGGACGAUGAGAUAUUCAAUACUUUGAUAUUGGCCGUACCAUUCACUUUCCUUUAUUUGUUAUUGGAUAUUUUAGUUCAUUUGCAAUAUAAUCAUAGGCCUGAUAAGUCGGAUCUGAUGAAGGGCUGUAUAGUAGCGUUACCUACCAACAGACAUGCUUCUCAUUGGAUAACAAACUCGUUCCUCAUAUCCGCUUCUCUCAUAAGUGGAUGUAGGUUGAUAUGGCUAGUUAACAAAGCUUCAUGGAGCGUGGUCACCGCUGAGGCCCCUCCGAUGGGUACGCUCUGGAUACUUACCAUCGUCCAAUUACCCUUAUCUCGAGCGGUGCUGGCUCUGGGUUUGGUAGGAGGUUGGAUAUGGUGGAAAGGAAUGAAGCUGAUGCCAUAG